CUUAUUUCUGAUGACCAAUAGCUGACUCAUGAAACAGUUAUCAUCAACUUAUAUAUAUAGUGCUGCAAGCAAUGUUCUUAAAACCAUCAACCAAAACAUAAUAAUAUCUCAGUUAUCUUAACAAUAUAGCAAUCCUCUUCAAGAUCAGAAGUCACAAUGAAGGACUUAAUCAGUGAAAAUGUGGUGGGUGUUCCCAUGAGUUCAGCAGUAUGUUCAUUUGAAAGGCAGCCUAAAAGACUACUAUCCCUAUCUUCUUGCCAAGACCAUAUUCCAUCUGCAACAUCAAAGAUCUUAUCUAAAUUAAAGCAACUGAGCCUAAGCCCGAAGCUAACAGAAACUGUGAAGGGGAAAUUGAGCCUUGGAGCAAAAAUUCUUCAAGUAGGAGGGUUGGAGAAGAUAUUCAAACAGAAAUUUAGUGUUAGAGAUGAUGAAAAGCUAUUGAAGGUUUUUCAAUGCAAUUUAUCAACUACAGCUGGGCCAAUAGCAGGCCUUCUCUUCAUCUCUACUGAUAAGAUUGCUUUCUGCAGUAAGAGAUCAAUAAAGCUCUCAUCUCCAACCGGGAAGUCACUUAGAAUUCGAUAUAAGGUAUCGAUCCCAAUAAGUAAGAUCAAUAAAGCAAAAGAGUGUGAAAAUAUGGAGAAGCCAUCACAGAAGUAUGUACAGUUAGUUACAGAGGACGAUUAUGAGUUCUGGUUUAUGGGGUUCUUUAAUAAUCAAAAAACUCUAAGAUAUCUGCAGCAGGCAAUUUCAACUUUCAAGAACUUCAAUCAGCUAAGAAGAUAACUUUUUUUUUAUUUAUUUUGUUUCCUAAUACACCCAUUCAUCAAUGUAAAAUGUUGAUGCAAAAAACAAAUUUGCAGAUCUGUUCAAACUUGUAACUAGCUCCAUUGCUUAAAGGAGGUUUUAGAUUUUUUAGGCUUUAAGCCUUAGUUGUUAAUACGAAUGUAUAGACUUAUUGUAAAACUAAUGCAAACAGGAGGCUAAUUCAUCUUUUGGACUA
This is a messenger RNA of Solanum stenotomum, 1000 nucleotides long. RefSeq names its product putative GEM-like protein 8. The record is from RefSeq and is a predicted model, not a curated record. NCBI's taxonomy places the organism in Eukaryota, Viridiplantae, Streptophyta, Magnoliopsida, Solanales, Solanaceae. Bases 157 to 783 code for a protein of 208 amino acids. The transcript is spliced from 2 exons.